CCACAAUUUACAAGGCCAAAUAACGUUUGUCGGGACAGCUAAUAUUUAUUAUAAUGUUUUUGUUAUUAUAUUGGAAAAAAGCAUUCGAAAGAGUUUUUAAUAUUAACAAAAAAUAACGCGUAAUCGCUAUUCACAUACUCGUGUGUUUGUUGUGCAAAUUGUAUUUCUGCACUACUGUAUUAUUCGUAUCAAUAUGCUAUCGGCUCACAAGGCUAUUUAAAUUUUAAAUCGAGUCCUUUGUCCGGGUGUCCAAUUGUGAUUUCCGAGAAUCACAAUACAACGGGAACUGUAAAUAUAUAUCGAAUAGUAUAACAUUAAAUUCAAUAUUGUACUUGCCAAGCUAUUGGUAUUAAAACUAGUUUUACUCAUUGCUAUAGAAUUUUCAGUCGAUCCAUCGAGACCUAUUACAAUGAGUUGAUAUGAAAAAUUCUGUGUAUUAGAAAAGUGAUUAAGACAAUUUAAAGAUGUCAAAUAAAUAACAGUACUUGCACAAAAUUGGAUUCGACGAAGCGAAAAUGUCCGACAAAGAAAACAAAUUGGAAAGGCUGAAGAAUCGCCUGAUCAAACUACACGAAAAGAUCAACAAUCGUGUAGAAGACUUUCAGGAUCAGAUGCAAACUAAAAUAGAAGCAAAAAUAUCGAAGCUUAAGUCAAAUCUUUCAGAAGACAGAAGUUCUAAUGGAGACCGAGAAACGAAUUCUGAUGAUAAAGACCCUACAGAUGAAACGUCUUCAAAUUCAACAGAUACACAAACAGAUCGAUUAUCGAUUCCAUCUGUCAUUAUAGAUGAACCUAUGAACGUCGAUCCUAAACAGAUUUGCAAAGAAUUCCUUACAGUAGAAAGAAAUGGCGUUCUAUAUAGGAGAUGUGUGUCGACAUCAAACCUAGCUAUAGAUGAUGACUGCAGCUUCUACAGUUCGAGUGAAUCCUGUUUAUCUCGCCUGUCUUCUAGUGAUGAAAGAACGUCAGAAAUCCGCCCAAGAGCUGGAAGUCUACCACCUGGAUCCAAACGCAACAUUCCAACUCCAAAUAACACCUGUUGUGAACUCCUCGAGAAGAUUGGCAACCGGUUCCCUCGGCUUAUGAGGAAAGGCGACAGUAUUCAUAGGUACCUGCUGAAGAACACUCGGCUGAGCGACGUGAACAAGCGGCUGAAGGCGCAGAUAUGGAGCUCCGUGGUGACUAUCGUGCUGGUGGAGGCCAAGAACCUGCCCGCCAUGGAUGUGGAGACCAGAUCCAGUGACCCUUAUUGUAAAUUUAGGUUAGGAAACGAGAAAUACAAAAGUAAAGUAAUAUGGAAGACACUCCAUCCUUCGUGGCUGGAACAGUUCGACCUACAUCUAUACGACGACCAGGAACAAAUACUAGAAGUAACCGUAUGGGACAAAGACAAACAGACGAAAGAUGACUUUUUAGGAAGAUGUGCGAUAGACUUAUCCCGGUUAGAAAGAGAGAAGACGCACAACAUAUGGCAAGAAUUGGAAGACGGGAAUGGGCAGAUAUUUCUCCUCCUCACAAUCAGUGGCACCACCCAGUCAGAGACUAUCACAGACCUCGCCAGUUAUAGGGAGAAUCCUAGAGAUAUCGAAAUUAUAGAGAGGAGAUAUACGUGGUAUCGCCUAAAUGAAACAACAAGCGGAGUAGGUUGGCUGUGCGUCAAAGUUUACGGCGCUAAAGGCUUAGCGGCGGCCGAUUUAGGAGGAAAAUCAGAUCCCUUCUGUGUACUCGAGCUGGGAAACUCGAGACUACAAACGCAUACUGAGUAUAAGACAUUAACGCCCAACUGGAUGAAGAUAUUUACAUUCACAGUAAAAGACAUAAGCUCAAUACUAGAAUUAACAGUAUACGAUGAAGACCACGACCAUAAAGUAGAGUUUCUCGGAAAGUUAGCAGUACCGUUACUGAACAUAAGGAACGGGGAGAAAAGGUGGUUCGCAUUGAAAGACAAGAAGAUGAGAGCACGCGCGAAAGGCAACUACCCGCAAAUAUUGCUGGAAAUGAGUGUAAUAUGGAAUCCGCUCAAAGCAGCAAUACGAGUGGUCAACCCAAUAGAGCCGAAGUACAUGCAUCAAGAAGCAAAAUUCAAGAGGCAACUCUUCAUACGAAAUGUCAUGAGACUAAAAGCUAUUAUUAUGUGGUUUUUAGAAUUUGGCAAAAUUUUACAAGACUGUUUUGAAUGGGAAUCUAGACUGAGAUCGUUUAUUGGUCUUCUCGCGUGGUUAGCGUUUUGCUACAACUACCAAAUGUGGAUGAUGCCUUUCCUACUGCUUGUCUUCUUUACAAGGAACUGGCUCAUUUAUAGGUUGACUGGUUUUAUAGCUAAAGUAAAACGACUUAGAUGUUUACCGUGGGUGUUCGUUACUCGUAGCACGGUUUACAGAGGUAAUCCUUUACUAAUUCCUGUGGACGAUGAUGACUUACAAGCGGAAGAAGACGAUGAAGAGGAAGUAGAUAAGGAAGAGAAGAAAUCUCUGAAGGAGAGAUUACAAGCGAUACAGGAAGUGACGCAGACUGUACAGAACGCGAUAGGCUACGUCGCUUCGUUGGGGGAAGCUGUCAAAAACCUGAUGAACUUUACGGUGCCAUAUCUUAGUUACAUAGCAAUAGUAAUGUUAAUAGGAGCCAUGAUUGUUUUGUACCUGAUACCUUUAAGAUAUCUCCUCAUGGCGUGGGGUAUUAAUAAGUUUACUAGGAAGAUUCUGCGUCCUCACACAAUACCAAAUAAUGAGGUGCUAGACUUAUUAUCGAGAGUUCCAGACGACGAAACUUUAUUGGACAUUAGAGAACUAAAGCCACACGCGCCGAACGAGAACAGAAGAGAUGCAAGAAAGAAACAUAAAGCAUCAUAGCGCACAAUAACUUAGAAAUAAUGAGUUUCCGUUUAUGGUUUAGUGUUGCCAAUCAGCUGCUGUCAAUAUAUCGAUAGUGGAGUAAUAGUCAAAAUAUUGGUAAUUAAUAAUUAUGUACCUACUUAUUUAUUAUUGAUGCUGGUUAAUAUUAUGAUAAUACGUUACCUAUUAUCGAAACAAUUGAUAAUAGAGACGUUAAUAUCAAUAAAUACUAGGUAACUAGAUACGAUGGUAUCUACUGUUGUUCAUCAAUAGAUAUACAAAUUCUUGAAGUCCUCAGAAUAUCUUUAUCAGGAUUCGGACUAGGAAGCUCAUAUUUUUAUAGGCAUGUAUUAUACCUCCCUAACUCCUGGUUGACGGCUUGAUAGGGCAUUUACCCAACACUUUGUAUACUAGUAGGUAAGUAACUCAGUCGAUGCUAUCAAUAUUAUCGAUAAUAUUUUGGAUUGGCAGGACUUGCUAUUAGUGGUUCGGCAACACUAGAUAUACGGAAAGUAAAAUAAUUAUCACCUACCUACUUAUGUAUUAUCAACCCAAUUUCAUGUAAGUAAUAUACUGUGUAAUUUCUAAACCUAAACAAUUGAAACAUAAUUUACGUUAAACUUAAACAAAUCGCUUACGGAUUUAAUAAAACGAAUAGUUUAUCUGUAUUGCGCAUAUUUCAACUUAAAGCGUAAGUAAAGUUCUUGACGCUCUUUGUCAUUUGAAAAUGGCGUUCAUGUCAUUUGUGUUAGGCGCUGUCAAUUUUUGUUCAGGUUUUAGCUGCGGGACUUUUUUUUUUUUUUAUUUUUUCAUAAAAAGGACUCUACGUACCGAAAUUUUGAAAAUUAUGAAUUUUACUUUUACAGAGUUAACUCUGUAAAAGUAAAAUUCAUAAUUUUAUCGACUACACCCACUUUAGGUCACCUACGUUUUCUAACUUAUUCUAACGAAAAAUACAAAAAAGAAGUAAUUCUUAUACUAUUAGGUAAUAAUAAUAUAUUAAUAUGCCGAGUGCUUUUAAGUUACCACCAUAAUAUAUUUUUUCUUCAGUAGGAAUAAUUGAAAUAUUUUUUAUUUAAAAUCGUCAAUACCCUAACAAACUGUGGUAGAAUAUGGGUAAAAUGUGUACCUAAAAAUGAAGACACUCUGACUCGACAAAUUAAAAAAAAUCGGAGGGUAUUCCUAAAAUUGUAGUGCAAAUAUUGGAUAACAAAGUUUGAUUAAAAAAUCUAAAAUCUAAUAUAUUAAAAUAAAGUUGGCCUAAACAGUUAAAACGAAUUCUGUUUGCUGACUUGACAAGCAAAAGUAAUUAUUUAUUCGAGCAAGUGAGAUGAAAAAAAUUAUUACAUAAUUUAUUGUGUAUGUUAAUUUUAAUUUAGUAUUUAAAAUUAUUUAGCAAUUUUCAAAUUUAUCAGCUCAUCGGUAAUUGUACUGCAAUAUAUUAAAAUGUGUUUCCAUUUUGGUAGUUUUUGUAACAACCACUUCUGUGUAAUACCAAUUAAGAACCAAAAUGCACAUAAAAUAAUGAAAAAAUAAAAUACACUGUAUAGUACCUGUUUUAGACGUCCAUUAGAUAUUUUGUUAGUGAUACUAACGAAGGGUAAAUAAUGAUUCAAAUAGUUAUGUAUUACAAAAAAACAUUAACGGCGUUAUUUAUAAACAUGAAAUAAGAUUUUAAACCUCAAUUUUCUUUUUUAGAAUUUAUUUUAGAAUUCAAUUUUCUUCAAUGUUAACCCAAUCACCUACCAUUCCAUACCAUACAAUACCAUACCAAGUCACUUUACUUUGAGGAAAAUUGAGGUUUAAGUUUUAAUUAAUGUUUAUAUAGCCGUAAUCGUUCUUAUUUUAAUUUUAUGAACGAUUUGUUAUUUUGAAUUGUCAUGUCCAAUCGCAUUGUAUUUAAGAUGGUAAAAUAGAAUUAGCACAUUGUACAUAUAUAUUUAUAAAAGAUAUUUCGAAAACAAAGUAGAGAUUUUUUUAUUUUCCAAUAAAUCUCACGUUUUAUUAAUAAAUAUACUUGUCUAGUUUAUAUUUUUACCCGACUGAAAGAAGGGUUAUUAUAUAUAUGCAAUUGAAUCUACCUACAAAACUAAACCACUUUGCUUUUCUUCAUAAUUAGUCUGUCGUUAUCACUAUUAUAACAUUUUUAAGCUUAUAAAAUUUGCGUGGUAUGAGCUGUGAUUUUUAAAUAUAAUAAUAAUAUUGUAAUUUUUGUAUUAUUGCAUGGCAGAUUAGUUUAAAAUAAUAUUUGAAACACCAAUUAAUAACUUAACAAUUUUUAGUUUAAUGAUAAAUAGGUAUAGUAUAGCUGUUUUUAAAUUUCGUAAUACUCACAUCUUCUCUAGGUUUCGCUAGUUAACUUUAAGCUAUAUCGUAUGAUUAUAAGAGGAAUCCUCAUAAAAUAUAUUAUUUGCAAUAAUUGUAAGGAUGUAAAAAACUGAAUAAUGUUAAAAUGUAGAUAGAAUUUUUAAAUAUUUACCAUUGUUUUGUAAGAAAUGUUAUAUUUUUUGUUAAUGUUGGUAUGAAAUAAAAUACAAUUGAAAUAGACAUUUUAGAGUAACUGCAAUAGCAUAAGACUGAGACCAAUCUCAUUAUAUAAGUAUAACUUAUCAUCGAGAAUUAACACUGAAUGUAUCUAUUUCAAAGUUAUAUUUAAACUCCUCUCAUUAAAUAUUUAAUCCUGUUCCAAAAUAUACGUAGCUAUCUUACUUACUCAUAUACUUAAAAUCAAAUUAUAUCAAUAAUUUAAAUUUAUAACCGAUGUUUUGAAUACACAUAUUACAAAAUUAAUCAAAAACGUACAAAAAUAUUUCUCAUUAUAUCUACAAGUCUUAAAACUUAUUUUUGCUAAAAAUAUCUUCAUAAAACGUCUCUAUAGAAAUAAUAUACGAAGAAAUACUAAUAAUUUAUUUUAAUUUAUUAAAAAGAUAUAACAUGUUGACCAUUAAAAAUUCUAGUCAUGCUUAAUAAGCAUUUAUUCUUGAUAUCUUGUUACUUUGCAAAAUAGCACAUCUAAGCACUGUUUCAACUAGAACGCACAUCAUGCACAUUUUAAUGGAUGCAUUGCUGCAACGUUUUUAAUAUAAAAUGGAACUUUUUAUUUUAUUAAGUAGUCUUAUUUAUAAUUGCCAGGGUUAUAUUAUGUUGGUCUUCCAAAAAUAUUAACUUUAGAUCAGAAUUGAAUUUUUUAAUAUGAUUAAUAUUAAGUAGGAGUAUUAUCUGUUUAUUGUUUAAUCUGCAUUAUCUGGCCAAAGAUGUAAUUUACAACUAAAUUUAAGAACUUUCUAGGAACCUACACUACAUUUCGGUACUUAUUAAAAUAUACAAAAAAAAAUAUAUUUAUUAAAUUAAAAUCUCAAAAUCUAAAUUUUCUUUUUAUACAAGAGAAUUUAGAAUACACAUUAAUCACAGUCAUGUUGUAUAUUUGAGUACCUCUACUAUUCACCUUUCAUAGUUAUAAGUUAAUGUUAAGACACAAAGUGAUGAUCAAUGUUAACGCUUUUCAAUUUUUAAGAAAAUUAAAAUUUUAUAACAUUA
Bicyclus anynana (squinting bush brown) is the source of this 6368-nucleotide messenger RNA. RefSeq names its product multiple C2 and transmembrane domain-containing protein (gene Mctp). Gene Ontology annotation, molecular function: calcium ion binding. NCBI's taxonomy places the organism in Eukaryota, Metazoa, Arthropoda, Insecta, Lepidoptera, Nymphalidae. Gene Ontology annotation, cellular component: synaptic vesicle membrane. The transcript has 15 exons. The coding region runs from base 516 to 2849 and encodes 777 amino acids. Gene Ontology annotation, biological process: regulation of neurotransmitter secretion. The record is from RefSeq and is a predicted model, not a curated record.